Stereum hirsutum FP-91666 SS1 is the source of this 1950-nucleotide messenger RNA. RefSeq lists its product as uncharacterized. Gene Ontology annotation, molecular function: protein binding. The record is from RefSeq and is a predicted model, not a curated record. Bases 56 to 1807 code for a protein of 583 amino acids. NCBI's taxonomy places the organism in Eukaryota, Fungi, Basidiomycota, Agaricomycetes, Russulales, Stereaceae. The transcript is spliced from 2 exons.
GCGACCACCAUCACAGUAGUGAGGCGACCUUAGUCGCUAAUCAUCACGUUCUUAGAUGGUGAAGAAACGUAGAGUCUCGCGCCGCGAGCCCGUCCAACAAAACACAUCUUUGGCGACGCGUCUUCCAGCUGAAGUUUUAUCUCGAAUAUUCCUCUACAUACCUAGACCACUCUCGAGCGAGGACCACACCUGGCUCAGGGUUCUGCGUAUUUGUCGUCAAUGGCGCGCGGCUGCCAUUGAGUGUCCCCAACUGUGGACAUACAUCGUGACAAGCAACCACUCCCUCAGGCGUUUCAUGCUCAAGCACUCAAAGGGUCUACCCGUCACACUCUGGAGCAUGACAAUUAUGCGUAAUGGGUCGCCAGCUAUCAAGGAAAUGAUAACCACGAAUCUGCAUCGUCUUCACGAGCUCAAUCUCAACUUCUCAUACUGCAGCAUUGGAGAGGUUGAGGAAUGGGUUUUACGCGUACUGAAUGACGGUGCCGCACCACUCUUGGAAAUGUUGACACUCCGAACCGACAAUUGCUCUGGCCAUCCCAUCAUCACUAUUCCGAACUUUCCGCAGACGUUGUCGUCACUGUCAGUGCAUGGUUUCCAAAUCAUGUUUCCUAAUUCAACCCGACUCGUCAACAAAAGUAUCACUUCAUUUGAAACUACCAUCGACGCCGAAACGCAGUCCGCGCCCGAGCUUCACGACUUGUUUUCCGGAAUGCUCGGAAGUAUGCCGAAUCUUGUGUCUCUUGAAAUCGAUGAUCUGGGCGAGGAAUCCCUGUAUCCCACCACCGCCAUAGUCUCCUUCCCACGCCUCGAAACUUUGAAAUAUUAUGGGUCAGCCCCGAAGCAGAAUUUCAUUCUGAACUCGUUCACGAUACCAGGAUCCGCUAGUCUUGAUUUCUGCUUCAUAGGGGUGAGCAACUCUGCCGAGUUGACUCUGGUUCAUGAUAGCAUCGAACUCGAGCUUGGGCGUCGAGCGCAGGCUGAUCCUCCCGGGACCACCUACGAUGUCCGGGUCUCUUCUUCCGGAGACUAUGGCACAGACAAUAUGGUGCAUCGAACUCAUAUCUACGCCUUGUUACCCCUGCCUGUCGCGUCGACCGCGACUGAGGCUUCCGCAGACCGGUCGCGAAAUGAACCUUUACUCGUCCUUUCCUUGGAAUACGCGUACUAUUCCUUCGAUUACACCGCCGGUGACCUCGUCUUCCCAAUCUAUAUCUCUCGUAUCAUAGGCAUGCUACAACCUCAAUCCAUCGAGUCCAUCAGUGUUGGCUCGAAUAUGUGGUUUAACGUCCACGACCGUGACUAUAGCGGUGAUUUCAGGGCCGACGGCACCCUCAAGGACACUUCGGAUCUCACAUUUCUGUCGUGUGAGGGUGUAAAGUCGUUGAUCGUUGGUGGCGCCGGCAGCGCUAAGUGGAUCGCUCCCUUUCUUUCGGUCCGGACGAAUACGGACGCGGAGUCGACGGCGGCGACCAAACCUUUCCUCGCCUUUCCACAUCUCGAACGCUUGGUCCUACGCGAUCUUAACCCUCAUGAAUGUGUCGAGUGGCUUGAUGAGUUUUCGCUCGACAAGUUGAUGAGAGAUGUGAUGAAGGAGUUUUAUACCGCGGUGGAAGACAGAGCGCGAGCAGGGCGCCCACUCAAGAGGCUAGAGAUGCCGAUUCCCGAGACGAAAAAGUUGGAGAAAUGGGUCGAGGAGGCGAGAAAGAUGGGCUGGGUAGAUGGUGAAAUCGUUUGCGAAGGACUUGGGUGGGGUGGUUACGAUGGUACGUCGAACGAGGAGGAUGAAGAGGGCGAUGAGGAGGAAUGAGGUACGGAGAGAAAUAUAGGAAUGAUCGAACUGUUCUGUUCGGGUCGCUCUUUGUUGAUUACUUCUUGAAGAGAGCCGUUGCUUGAGUUUCCCGUGUUCUGCGCUUGGACGGCAGAUCACUGAGCGCAGUGAUUAUAAUAUCU